GGAGGGGGGCAGCGCGGCUUCGGGCGGAGGGCCGGGCGGUUCCCACCUGCCCGCGCGCCGGCGGGGCGGCUCAGCGGUCCUGCCCCCGCCCCUCCCCCGCCCGCUGCCCCCGCCCCUCCCGCGCUGGCUUUCUCCCUCCCUCCUUCCCUGGCGGGGCUCCGGCGGCGGCUGCGGCGGCGGCGGCGGCGGCGCUUGGCGCGGGCAGGUCCCCCUGCUGCCCGGUCCCAUUUGUUGCCGAGUCCUGCUCGGAGCGGCGGCGGCGAGCGGAGCUCCGGGGAGCCCGGCGGGGCAGCCGCACAGCCACGACGGAGCAGCCGCGGGACUGGCCGCCCCGCGCCCCCUUCGCCGCCGUGCCCUUCCCCGGCGCGCUCACCCCGUUCUCAGGAUGGGAUUGUAGCGGCGGCGCGGACUCCGCGGGGAUCGCGGCGGAGGAGGCGGCGGCGGCGGCCGAUCGGGGCUCCAUGUUUUCCCCCGGCCAGGAGGAGCACUGCGCCCCCAAUAAGGAGCCUGUGAAAUAUGGGGAGCUGGUAGUACUAGGGUACAAUGGUGCUUUACCUAAUGGAGACCGCGGCCGGAGGAAAAGCAGAUUUGCUCUCUAUAAGCGGCCAAAGGCUAAUGGAGUCAAACCCAGCACGGUCCAUGUGAUAUCCACGCCACAAGCGUCCAAGGCUAUCAGCUGCAAAGGUCAACACAGUAUAUCGUAUACUCUGUCAAGGAAUCAGACUGUGGUGGUGGAAUACACACAUGAUAAAGAUACGGAUAUGUUUCAGGUGGGCAGAUCAACAGAAAGCCCUAUCGACUUCGUUGUUACAGACACAAUUUCGGGCAGUCAGAACAAUGAUGAGGCCCAGAUUACACAAAGCACCAUAUCCAGGUUUGCCUGCAGGAUCGUCUGCGACAGGAGUGAACCUUACACAGCACGGAUAUUCGCAGCCGGAUUCGACUCUUCCAAAAACAUAUUUCUUGGAGAAAAGGCAGCGAAAUGGAAAAACCCCGAUGGCCACAUGGACGGGCUCACUACAAAUGGCGUCCUGGUGAUGCAUCCACGAGGGGGCUUCACUGAGGAGUCCCAGCCUGGGGUCUGGCGUGAGAUCUCUGUAUGUGGAGACGUGUACACCUUGCGAGAAACCAGGUCGGCCCAGCAGAGGGGAAAGCUGGUGGAGAGUGAGACCAACGUCCUGCAGGACGGCUCCCUCAUUGACCUGUGCGGGGCCACCCUUCUCUGGAGAACAGCAGACGGCCUUUUCCAUACUCCAACGCAGAAACACAUCGAGGCGCUCCGGCAGGAGAUCAAUGCCGCCCGGCCGCAGUGUCCCGUGGGGCUCAACACCUUGGCCUUCCCCAGCAUCAACAGGAAGGAGGUGGUGGAGGAGAAGCAGCCCUGGGCAUACCUCAGCUGCGGCCACGUGCACGGGUACCACAACUGGGGCCACCGGAGCGACACAGAGGCCAAUGAGAGAGAGUGUCCCAUGUGCAGGACUGUGGGCCCCUACGUGCCUCUCUGGCUCGGCUGCGAGGCAGGGUUUUAUGUAGACGCAGGACCACCAACUCAUGCUUUCACCCCUUGUGGACACGUGUGCUCAGAAAAGUCUGCGAAAUACUGGUCUCAGAUUCCGUUGCCUCAUGGAACUCACGCAUUUCACGCUGCCUGCCCUUUCUGUGCUACCCAGCUGGUUGGGGAACAGAACUGCAUCAAAUUAAUUUUCCAAGGUCCAGUUGACUGAUGCCCUUGACAGCCAUCUACGACUUUAUUAACAAGUUACUGUGAAGAUUUUGCCACUAACUCUAGAUUUUACCUUUUUAUAAUGCUGUUUAUUAAGGGGAGGGGGGGCUGAGGCUGGUGGGGGGGGAAGGGGAGGGACAUGGCGAUGAGACAUGCCAGGAAUUUAAGGCAUCGGGUGUGUUGCAUGCUCAAAAAAGCGGCAUCGUCAUUGAAGCCUGCUUGAUGAAACCAUAAUCUUUGUCAUAAUUGGAUUUAAAAUGCCAUGCUUUUAUUUGAACCUUGGGUUUUCAAACAAUGUUUUCCUUUGUAAACUUGGAUGAGACUUUAAAAUCCUAUUUUGCAAAUGUAGAAGAAAUUUAUUCAGAAGUUGGCUCUAAAUGGGCGACCUUCCAUGCUGCGUGGUGUAGGUGUGAACGGAAAGACAUGCAGGGCCUGGGAGUACUUGAUACAGGCUAGAAUCUGACCAGCUCCCACAGCGGUGGCGGUGGGGAGAUGUUAGGCACAGGUGGCGGUUUUGAAAUCCGGGGUUUUCAGAUUUUUCUUUUUUGGGGAAAAGAAUAUUCAUAUACUGUUGUGUGUUUUUGUUUUUAGUUGGGUGGAGUUCGAUGACUUUAUCUACUCAGUCAUCAAAUACCUUGGCAUUUCAAAGACAUUUCCGUAACUUUUUAGUCUGCCUUUUGUUGCUUCUGUUUAAGAUGGUCUGUCCCUGAUUGUAUGGCCACAACCGUUGGGUUGAUUAAAAUGCAGCAACUCUUAAAAAUUCAUUAACUAAGGGUGAUUAUUAAUUGCAGCAGUCAGCAUGGCCUGGGUACUAUACCAUCAAGUUCCUUUGCUUACUGAAUUGCUCAAGAUUUAUGAGUGAUUAAAAAUAAGAUUUUACUUUUUAAAACCA
Messenger RNA from Neofelis nebulosa (Clouded leopard), 2615 nucleotides. It is a transcript of the gene PELI2, whose product is annotated as pellino E3 ubiquitin protein ligase family member 2. Lineage: Eukaryota; Metazoa; Chordata; Mammalia; Carnivora; Felidae. Gene Ontology annotation, molecular function: protein binding; ubiquitin protein ligase activity. The transcript is spliced from 6 exons. The coding region runs from base 462 to 1724 and encodes 420 amino acids. Gene Ontology annotation, biological process: protein polyubiquitination; regulation of Toll signaling pathway. The record is from RefSeq and is a predicted model, not a curated record.